AUGCAUGAAAUUAGCCUUAUCAAUGUGCAAGCCAUCUGGGGCUUGAGGGCGGAUGGUCUCGUUUUCACAGGGCGUGACUAUCAUGACAACUUUCCAGAUUGGACCAGCAAGUGCCGCGAUCUGCUGGGAUGGAUACCAGAUUCAUCCACAGAGACAAAGCAAGACGGUUUGCUGAUGACCGCGCUCAUCAACCAGACUAGGAUGCCACUGGGUGAUGACCUACCUACGCACGUUUACAUCCAAAGGGCACGUAUCCAUGCCCUAGUUUUAUUAGGAGGUCUCAUUCUACCGGACACCACGGGCUGUAAGGUGCCAUUUAUGUGGUUGAAUGGGCUUGGGGAUCCGGAAGAGGUGAAGAAUAUUAGUUGGGGAAGUGUGGCAUUGGCCUACCUUUAUCAUUAUCUGUGCGAGGCUUCCAUGGAUAAGAGAAAAGAGUUGGGCGGGCCUAUGAUCCUUCUGCAGCUAUGGGCGUGGGAAAGAAUGCCCACAUUGAGGCCUGCGUUCAUAGGACCAGUUGUGCACGAGCCAUAUACACCAUGUGGCGCCAGGUGGAAAGGAACAACACAGAUAGGAAAUGCUCCUAGAUACUCGGUUGAGCAUUACCGUGACCAAAUAUCUCUGAUUAGACCUGGCCAGUUUAUCUGGACGCCAUACGCAUCUUGCAUACUGCCUGACUACUGCAAUGAUGUGAAUGGAUGCUCUUAG
Salvia splendens (bonfire salvia) is the source of this 705-nucleotide messenger RNA. RefSeq names its product serine/threonine-protein phosphatase 7 long form homolog. Lineage: Eukaryota; Viridiplantae; Streptophyta; Magnoliopsida; Lamiales; Lamiaceae. The transcript is spliced from 3 exons. Gene Ontology annotation, biological process: meristem development; meristem maintenance. The record is from RefSeq and is a predicted model, not a curated record. Bases 1 to 705 code for a protein of 234 amino acids.